UCUUGAGCUUCUUGAAAAUGGCCAAGGAAAUGCGGCGGAUCAUGGACAAGACGCACAACAUCCGGAACCUCUCGGUGAUUGCGCAUGUCGAUCACGGGAAAUCCACACUCACGGAUUCGCUGGUCGCGGCCGCUGGAUUCAUCUCGCUCGACAACGCCGGCAAUGUCCGCAUGACCGAUACGCGCAAGGACGAGGUGGAUCGCGGGAUCACGAUCAAGUCCACGGGGAUUUCCCUCUUGUACACGAUGCCGGACGCGGCCCUGAAAGAUUUCCGGGGGAGCCGCGACGGGAACGAGUACCUGAUCAACCUUGUCGACUCUCCCGGGCACGUAGACUUCUCCUCCGAGGUCACCGCGGCGCUGAGGAUCACCGAUGGCGCUCUGGUGGUGGUCGACUGCGUGGAAGGGGUUUGCGUCCAGACCGAGACUGUUCUACGGCAGGCGCUGGGGGAGAGGAUCAAGCCCGUCCUGGUCGUCAACAAGAUGGAUCGCUGCUUCCUGGAGCUCCAGCUCGACGGAGAGGAGGCUUACCAGACUUUCCAGCGCGUGAUCGAGAACGCCAACGUGAUCUUGUCGACUUACGAGGACAAGCUUCUCGGCGAUGUCCAGGUCUACCCGGAGAGAGGCACGGUGGGCUUUGGGGCUGGUUUGCACGGCUGGGGCUUCACUCUCACGACCUUCGCGAAGAUGUAUGCGUCGAAGUUUAAGGUGGACGAGAAGAAGAUGGUCGAGAAGCUGUGGGGCGAGAACUACUUUGAUCCUGCGACAAAGAAGUGGACGACCAGGAACACUGGCUCUCCCACUUGUACGCGUGGGUUCGUGCAGUUCAUCUACAAUCCUAUCAAGCAGAUCAUCGACAUCGCGGUGAACGACCAGAUGGACAAGCUCUUGCCAAUGCUUCAGAAGCUUAACGUUACCUUGAAGGGCGAAGACAAGCAAAAAUCCGGGAAAGCUCUAAUGAAGCGUGUCAUGCAACUGUGGCUGCCCGCGAGCGAUGCGCUGCUGGAAAUGAUCAUCUACCACCUCCCGUCACCAGUGGUGGCCCAGAAGUAUCGCGUGGAAAAUCUCUACGAGGGGCCUUUGGACGACAAGUACGCUGCUGCCAUCAGGAACUGUGAUCCUAAGGGUCCUCUUAUGGUCUACGUUUCCAAGAUGAUCCCGGCUAACGACAACGGCCGGUUCUACGCUUUUGGAAGAGUCUUCUCGGGCACUGUGGCUACGGGGAUGAAAGUGCGUAUCAUGGGACCGGCGUAUGUUCCCGGGGGGAAGACUGACUUGUACGUGAGGAGCGUCCAGAGGACACACAUCUGGAUGGGAAAGAAGCAAGAAACGGUGGAUGACGUCCCCUGCGGCAACAACGCUGCCAUGGUCGGGCUGGACCAGUUCAUCGUCAAGAAUGCCACCCUGACCAACGAGAGUGAGGUGGACGCUCAUCCGAUACGGGCCAUGAAGUUCUCGGUCUCUCCAGUCGUCCGGGUUGCUGUCCAGUGCGAGAACGCCGCGGACCUGCCAAAACUGGCGGAGGGACUCAAACGCCUAGCCAAGUCGGAUCCCAUGGUGCAGUGCAGCAUUGACGAGUCUGGCGAGCACAUCGUCGCCGGCGCUGGCGAGCUUCACCUGGAGAUCUGCCUCAAGGACCUGCAGAGCGAGUUCAUGCAGACUGCGAUCAAGGUCUCGGAUCCGGUGGUGUCGUUCCGGGAGACGGUGCUGGAGAGGUCCCGGCAGGUGAUGAGCAAGUCCCCCAACAAGCACAACCGGCUCUACUUCGAGGCUCGUCCCCUCGAGGACGGGCUCGCCGACGCCAUCGACGAGGGGAGGAUCGGGCCCAGGGACGACCCCAAGCUCCGCUCCAAGAUCAUGGCCGAGGAGUUCAGCUGGGACAAGGACCAGGCGAGGAAGAUCUGGAGCUUUGGGCCCGAGACGAGCGGGCCAAACCUGGUGGUGGACGCGUGCAAGGGAGUCCAGUACCUGAACGAGAUCAAGGACUCGGUGGUGGCGGCGUUCCAGAUCGUGUCCAAGGAGGGAGCCAUCGCCGGGGAGAGCAUGCGCGGCAUUGGCUUCGAGGUGUGCGACGUGGUGCUCCACUCGGACGCGAUCCACAGGGGUGGCGGACAGAUCAUGCCGACGGCCAGGAGGGUCAUGUACGCGGCGCAGCUGUGCGCCAACCCGAGGCUGCUGGAGCCCGUCUACCUGGUGGAGAUCCAGGCGCCCGAGGCGGCGCUGGGUGGCAUCUACAGCGUGCUCAACCAGAAGCGCGGCCACGUCUUCGAGGAGCUCCGGAGGCCCGGCACGCCGCUCUACAGCAUCAAGGCCUACCUCCCGGUGAUCGAGUCGUUUGGAUUCUCGACGCAGCUGCGAGCGGCCACGUCCGGGCAGGCGUUCCCGCAGAGCGUGUUCGAUCACUGGGAGAUGGUGGCGAGCGACCCCCUGGAUCCGGCGUCGCAGGCCGGGGUGAUCGUGGCCGGGAUCAGGAAGAGGAAGGGGAUCAAGGAGGCCGUCCCGCCGCUCAUCGAGUACGAGGACCACCUCUAGGUAAGUAAGUUCGUUCUGUUCAAGCUUUUUUUGUGCUCUUCGUUUUCUCGUAUCUAAAGUCGAGCACGCGUUUCUAAGGUUGAAGUAAUACAGUAACGGUAUUAAAGUAAAUUUUAUAAACCUAAGAACACUCUGCUUAAACCA
Molecule: messenger RNA, 2675 nt
Organism: Selaginella moellendorffii
Lineage: Eukaryota; Viridiplantae; Streptophyta; Lycopodiopsida; Selaginellales; Selaginellaceae
Product: elongation factor 2
Exons: 5
Coding region: 18-2531 (837 amino acids)
Biological process (GO): translational elongation
Cellular component (GO): cytosol; ribonucleoprotein complex
Molecular function (GO): GTP binding; GTPase activity; ribosome binding
Source: RefSeq, a predicted model, not a curated record